This is a messenger RNA of Pogonomyrmex barbatus (red harvester ant), 2916 nucleotides long. It is a transcript of the gene Pex6, whose product is annotated as peroxisomal biogenesis factor 6. The record is from RefSeq and is a predicted model, not a curated record. Gene Ontology annotation, cellular component: cytosol; peroxisomal membrane. Gene Ontology annotation, biological process: protein import into peroxisome matrix. Gene Ontology annotation, molecular function: ATP binding; ATP hydrolysis activity. Lineage: Eukaryota; Metazoa; Arthropoda; Insecta; Hymenoptera; Formicidae.
AAAAACGAAAAGACAUCUGCAUCGCUGCAUAAUAAUUUUUUAAUUCUAUUCUUUUUUAAUUCCAGGUUUGACGUGUUCAUUAAAGGAUUAACGAGGCGAUAUUAAAUAUAGUAGUUAAAUAUAUACAAACGAUAUAAAGUAUUAUUAUAUAUAAGCUAUGUGUAAAACACGUCAGAAAAUAUUUACCACAUUACUAUUUUACAAAAGAAUGAUAAGGGACAUCACGAGUACGUCGAUGCGACGAAAUUCACAUUAUGUGUUGAGCUAUAUUUUUCUGGAAUAUCUGCAUCGUAGAUUUCAAAGAUUGCUCAAACAAAAUCUCAGUUGGAUCACAUUACCGAAUACAGUUUUAAAACGUAUGUUGGCCGAUUUAGAGAUAACACGAAACGAAUACGUCGAUUAUGAUUCCUGUGCAAUAGCGAACAUGCAACUCUCAAGAAAACCAUCGAGUUCUCCUUGGUUCAACAUAUGUUCGAUGGCAUUAAUGAUGAGAUAUAAAUUAAUGAUUAUAUCCGUACCGGAGAUUAAUGAGAAUGUUAUCCUGAUCUCUGAAACGACGGAGCAUAAUUUACAAAAAAUUUUUCGUUGUGAACAAUUAGACGGUUCGUGUUUCAUAUUACCAUCAGAAGACGAUGCAAUCGAGUUUGCCGCCGAGGCAAGAAUAUCCUUAAUCGCUAAUCCGCAGAAUUGCGCGACCGAAACGCUGGAUGUCAUGUUGCAAAAUUAUUUUCUAUAUCCCAGAUUUUUACACGUGAACGACGUGUUCAGAAUCGAUGCGAGAGAAUACGGUCAAGAUCGGUUUUACUCAUCUGCUUCUCCAGGGAUCUCUGCAAUAUAUUUUACAGUUAGAGCUCUCAGAGUGAAUCGUAAUGGGCAUAGCAGCAACGUUAACAGCUGUUACGUUGUACGUGGAGAGUCAACACUCAUUCAGGAAACACAGGUCCACGAUUACAUUCCUCGAGAACGCGUUUGCUCGCUUCCUAAUGGCAUCUUACGAUGGAACGACGUGGCACAAGAAUUGCUGAAUCGUAGAUAUCCAUCGGCUCUGAUGGAAUCUCUGGAAUAUUUAGAAUCUUGCAUCAUGCCGUUUCUAAAAAAGGAUGUACAAUUGAACAUAAGACCGGUAUUUCUUGUGAAAGGAUCACGGGGUUGUGGUAAACAUAAAUUAGUUCGAGCUGCGUCCAAAAGAAUAGGUUUGAACUUCCUCGGUAUUGAUUUCGUGGAGGUGCAGACUUUAACAUCCGCGCAGACCGAAGCCAAACUCCGCAUGAUGUUGCAGAAUGCUCAACAAUGCGUACCAUGUAUAUUAUAUCUAAAUAAUAUUCAAGUGUUCGGUAAGACUGUUGAAGGCCAAAAGGACGAAAGAGUUAUAUCCGCUUUUUCGACGGAGAUCACUAUGUUGUACGAUAAACCUCGGAAAUUUCCUCUGAUUAUUGUAGCUGCGUCGGAUGAGACUGACAUUCCUGCGGAACUGCAAAGGAUAUUCAUCGAGACGAUUCACAUAAAGCAUUUAAAUCAAAGUGAACGAGUGAAAUUGAUAUCUUGGUUUUUGUCCAACAGGAAUCUAACGACUACUGCGAACCUAGAAGAAAUAGCUGGUCUUUGCUCGGAUUUUAAAUUUGCGGAUCUGUUAGCGUUAUUGUUGCAUGCAGUUAAAUUUCGAUGUAAAUCAAUGCCGCGCGAUCAGAAAUGUACAUUUAUUCUGGAACAAGAAGAUUUUGAUCGAGCUUAUGAGUAUAUGCAGUCUAUAUAUUCAGACAGUACAGGUGCUCCGCGUGUGCCAGAAGUUCAUUGGAAGGACAUAGGUGGUUUGGCGGAAUUAAAACAUGAAAUUAUUCGUAGAAUUCAAUUGCCUCUGUUGAACGCCUUCGGAUUUGGACAAUCCGGAUUAUUAUUAUAUGGCCCACCUGGUACCGGGAAAACUCUUCUCGCUAAAGCAGUGGCGACGGAAUAUCGGAUACACUUUUUAUCGAUUAAAGGUCCGGAAGUGUUAAAUAUGUACGUCGGUCAGAGUGAGAAAAACGUCAGAGAAAUUUUUGAGCGUGCGCGUUCCGCGGCUCCUUGCAUCAUUUUCUUUGACGAGUUAGAUUCGUUGGCGCCUAAUCGAGGUAGAAGUGGAGACAGCGGCGGCGUAAUGGAUCGCGUAGUUUCCCAAUUACUCGCUGAGAUGGAUGGCCUUGAAGAAUCCAGCAGUAUCUUCAUCAUAGGAGCCACGAAUAGACCCGAUCUCAUAGAUCCUGCGCUGCUCCGACCUGGAAGAUUCGACAAAAUGCUCUAUGUCGGUAUUCACUCCGACCGUGCAUCUAAACUCAGCGUUUUGGAAGCGCAGACACGUAAAUUCGAGUUUCAAGAAAGCGGACGAGAACUGGAACAGAUCGUGGAUCAAUUGCCCGACAAUGUCACCGGCGCAGAUUUGUACUCGGUCUCUUCCAAUGCUUGGCUCAAUGCUGUACGCGAGAUGCUUGCAAAGCAGGAAAUUAAGAAGACUAACAAAGAUUACUCUAUUGAGGAUGAAGGUGUAAUUAAGGAUAAUGUUAUCGUCGAAUUGCAUCAUUUUUCAGAUGCUAUUCGCGACUUAGUACCUUCAGUUACCGAUGAAGAGAUAGAAAGAUAUAACAGAAUGCGGGUAGAGUUAUCAUCGUUAUAAUUUUGAAACCAUCUUCUAAAUAACCUAUAGUACAAAAUAUACAUUUAAUUUCUCUCAAAAUUUCCCCAAUAUUUUGAAUAAUGAGUAACCAAGUCGAUUGUUCGCAAUGCUAGAUUUUACAACGUAUGUUUUUACAACGUAUUUUAUCAUAUGCCAAAAUGUUCAAUUCUUCGCGAACAUCGCGAACAUUAGAGCGUAUUAAAUAAUAUCUGUCAAUUUAUCUGUGAAAAGGUACAAUCUCGCAAUGAAACAACGCGCAAUAUUAUAAA